Messenger RNA from Yamadazyma jaroonii, 2886 nucleotides. The record is from the annotation of a GenBank genome assembly. Lineage: Eukaryota; Fungi; Ascomycota; Pichiomycetes; Serinales; Debaryomycetaceae.
AUGGAUAACGGCCCAAUGGCCUCAUUGACAUUGACCCUGGCCUUAGCCUCAGUCUGGUACUGUGUAUAUUUAUUGUAUAUUAAAAACGCGAACCUACUCUCGACUAUCAUGGAGGACCAGAAAGUAUUGGAUGCUUCCAUUAUUAAAGAUCUCUCCAAUCAUAUCUAUGAAAAGAGAAAGGCCACUGCUUUCCAAAUUGAGAGUUUAACGAAAUCAGCAUUGGCAAGAAAUGAUAGUCAGACAAUUUACAAUAUAGUUAAAGAAUUAGGUGAUUUGACUGUUGGUGAUACCAAUUCCGCUAGAAUGGGGGCCAUAACUGCUUUAGGAAGUGUUUCUGUAGCCUUGGGAUCAUUCCCAAUUGCAUACUUUCUAGAUGAUAUCAUCAAACCAAUCUUCGCUACAUUCAGAGAUACUGAUGCUAGAGUUAGAUAUUAUGCUUGUGAAUCAUUAUAUAAUAUUGCUAAGAUAGCUAGAGGUGAAAUCUUAGUAUACUUUAAUGAAGUGUUUGACAUCUUGUGUAUCUUGAUCACUGACUCGGAAUCUUCCGUCAAAAAUGCUGCCGAUAUUUUAGACAGGUUGAUUAAAGAUAUUGUUAGUGCCAAAGCUACUAAUUAUGUGUCUAUUUUACAACAAGAACAACAACAGCAACAACAAGAAGAUGAUUUUACAGGUAUAAAGACCCAUACCAUCAAUGAUGAAGGAGUUGCUUUGCAAAUGAAUGAAAUUCAAGAUGCUCAAAAGGCUUUCUCAUUACCUAAAUUCAUCCCCACGUUAUUGGAAAGAAUGUAUACAAUUGAUCCAUUUGCAAAGAAAUUUUUAAUCAGUUGGUUAGAACUUUUUGAUGACAUCCCAUCUUUGGAAUUAAUCACAUUUUUACCUAACUUUUUAGAUCCUUUGAUCAAAUUCUUGAAGAACAAUGCCCCUUCAGACAUUAGAAUUGAGACCCAGAAUUUACUUAAUGUGUUUUUGAAAGAGAUUAAGUCCAUAACUAAAGUGAAGCACGAUGUUAGAAGAAGACAAAUCAUUCAAGAGAAGAACAAAUCAAAUAAAACUGACGAAGUUAAUGAUAAAUUGAAAGAUAUAGAUAUUAAAGACGAAGUCAAUGAAGAAGAAUCAAUAAAAUCAGAAGAAAUCAAAGAUGAACCCCCUGAAUUGGAAAAACAAGAACAUUCUGAAUCUCAGCCAGCUUUACAAGAGGAAGAAGAAGAGGAAGAAUUCUUAGAGGGACAAGAUAUUUUCAUUGAUUACCAGAAAAUCAUCAAUAUUUUAUUAUCUUUUAUUAAGGAAAAGGAUGCUCAACCUAACGACUUAACUGUUGAUGGACAUGAAAUCACUUUAGAGAUCCAAUUCAUUGUUUUAAGAUGGCUAAAUGAAAUUAUUCAAAUCUCACCUUUAAGUUUCACUAAUUUCUUCCCUGAUUGUGUUACUUUAACUAUGCAAAACAUAGCUUUAUCAGACAAUAAUAAAGAUUUCGAUUUAAGGAAUAAUUUCUUAAAGUUUAAUUUGAGCUUACAGUCAUUUUUCAUCAAAUUAAACGAGGCAGGUGUUGAAAAAGAAGAACAAGAAGAAGACAUUGAUGAACAAGAAGAAAUCAAUGAAGAUUUGGUUUUAGGGUUGAAUAAAGAAAUUUAUGAAGAUUUCAUUGAAUUCCAAUUACUCAAAACUUUACAUACUGUAAUGAGAGAAUGUCUUACAUCGGCUAAUGAAUUAGCUAGAAUAACUUCAUUGGAUUGGUUGAUUUUCCUUUAUUCCAGAGAACCUUCAAGUUUCGUUGACUUACAAGGAGAAAACAAUACUAUUGAUUUAACAGCAUUAUUACAAUCAGCCACUGAUUCUAGUAAUGAAGUAAUAUCCAAAGUUUUACAAUUAUUAUCAAAAAUUUCUGAAACAAAUCAAGAUUUCUUUAAAGAUUUCAUGAACAAAUUGAUUAACUUUUUCGAAAAUGAAAUCGAUGAACAAAUCAUUGGAGGUUCGAAUCUUACCAGAAACAAGAUUGAUUUCAUUAUUAGAAAAUUAUGUGUUACCUUGGAUAGUGAGAAGAUCUUUAAGACGAUAUCUGAAGUUUUAGGUAAUAUCAAGGAUGUUAACUUAGAAUUCUUAAACAUGAUCAUUGUUACUUUGAAUAAUAUCUUAUUGACAUCACCAGAAUUAGCUAAAUUCAGAAAGAAAUUAAAGAACCUUGAUGUUUAUAAAGCUGAAGAUUGGUCGUUAUUUUCAACUUUAUUCACCAGUUGGUGCCAUAACUCUGCUAGUGCUAUUUCCUUAUGUUUAUUGACAUCCAAUUAUGACUUAUCUUUCCUAAUCAUCAAAUCUAUAAGUGAACUGGAAGUCACUUUCCAAUUAUUAACUCAAUUGGAUAUUUUAGUUCAAUUACUUGAAAGUCCAAUAUUUUUAAAGCUUAGAUUACAAUUACUAGAACCAGAAAAGAAUCCUUACCUUUUCAAGACGUUAUAUGGGUUGUUAAUGAUCUUACCUCAAUCUUCUACUUAUACCAUUUUACAUAAUAGAUUAUCAUCAAUUUCAACCGUUAUAAACUUGAACGGAACAUCAUCUUCAAGUAUCUUGGGUACAACAUCAAACAUAUCAACCCCAGUAACCACCCCUAAUCCUUCCACCAAUCCAGCUAAUUCCAUUACUCAACAAUUAUCCAUAAAGAGGAAAAGAGUAUAUGAAAUGUUAGAAAAAUUCAAUAGAGUUCAAGAAAGUCAUGAAAAUAAUCAACUCGAUAAGAAACUUCGAGAAAGUGCUACUUCAUCAUUAUACAAUGAAGAUAUCUUUAGAAAAACUAUAGAUUCUAAAUCAGAUCGAAUUCUAAGUUAUACCAGUGAAAAGACUGAAGAUAAAAAGGGUAAACGAUUAGGUAGUGGAAGAUUCGGAUUAAGAUAA